AUGUCUUCAACAACACAACAACAAACUCAAGAUAAAACCAGCAAGGAUUAUUACUUUGAUAGCUAUUCUCACUUUGGAAUUCAUGAGGAGAUGCUCAAGGAUGGUAUUAGAACCAACGCCUACAAGAAUGCAAUUCUCCAAAACAAACAUCUUUUCAAAGAUAAAGUUGUUCUCGACAUUGGAUGCGGAACAGGUAUUUUAUGCCUUUUUGCUGCAAAGGCUGGUGCCAAGAGAGUCAUUGGUAUUGAUAUGAGUGAUAUCAUUGAUAAGGCCAAACAAAUCGUUUCCGAUAAUGGCUAUUCUCACGUUAUUGAGUUAAUCAAGGGUAAAGUUGAAGACAUUGCUCAAUUACCAUUCGGAAUUGAAAAAGUAGACAUCAUCAUUAGCGAAUGGAUGGGAUACUUUUUAUUAUAUGAAAGCAUGUUACAAACUGUUCUUAGCGCUCGUGAUAGAUGGUUGAAACCAGGUGGUUAUCUUUUCCCUGACAAAUGCACCAUGUACAUUUGUGGUAUUGAAGAUUCAGAAUAUAAGAGGGAUAAGAUUGAUUUCUGGGACAAUGUUUAUGGAUUUAAUUUUAGUGCCAUCAAAGCAGACGCUUUAAGAGAACCUUUGGUUGACUUUGUUGAAUCACAACAAAUCGUUACUACUCAAUCCAAGUUUUUAGAAAUUGAUUUGAAUACUAUUCAACCUGAAGAUUUGAAGCACAUUUCUGCUAGCUUUGAAUUUACAUCACAAUACCAAGAAUAUUGUCAAGCAUUUGUUGCUUGGUUUGAUUGUGUUUUUUCUCGCGGACCUCACAAACCUGUUGAAUUCUCUACUGGACCAUUUACUGAAGGUACUCACUGGAAACAAACAGUUUUCUAUUUAGAACAUGAUUUGCCUUUGAAGCCUAACGAUGUGGUUAAGGGCACUAUGACCAUUUCUCAAAACAAGAGCAAUCAUCGUGACUUGGAUAUUUCCAUGAAGUAUACAGUUAAUGGUGGAGCUGUAAUCUCACAAGAUUAUAUCAUGAGAUAA
This is a messenger RNA of Naegleria lovaniensis, 1017 nucleotides long. RefSeq lists its product as uncharacterized. The record is from RefSeq and is a predicted model, not a curated record. Gene Ontology annotation, cellular component: nucleus. Bases 1 to 1017 code for a protein of 338 amino acids. Gene Ontology annotation, molecular function: protein-arginine N-methyltransferase activity. Lineage: Eukaryota; Heterolobosea; Eutetramitea; Acrasida; Naegleriidae. Gene Ontology annotation, biological process: peptidyl-arginine methylation. The transcript has 3 exons.